AUGUCUAGUAAUAUAACAGUAGAAGAAAUAGAUAUCAAAACAGUUGAUUCUGUAAAAAGUAGAUUUAAUGAAAAAAAUAUUAAUUUAGUUGUUAUUCCUGAUAAUUUAACAAGAGACUCAAAUAGUAGUAGUAAUGGCAAAACAGGGGGCAGCUCAAAGCCUUCAGGCAAGAUCGUAAAUACAAAUGACUCAACUCCCCCAAUCGUAGUUGUUAAUUCUGGAGAACAGAAAGCUCAUGCUUCUUCUUCAGAAAAUCCUGCACCUCCUUCACCUGCAAGUAACCAUAAGCCGCCUCACUCAAAAGAGGAACCCCCCAAAAGAGACCCUUUCAAUCGUUUGAAGGGAACCCCGAAAGAUGUUAUUCCCUUAAGCAAAGUACCAAGGCGUCAAAGGUCUUCGAGGUUUCACGUUACAGAGAAAGUCCCACCUGAUAAGAGACAAGAGCUUUUUCUAAGAAAACUCAAUCAAUGUUCAGUAAUUUUCGAUUUCAAUGAUGCAAGCGCUGACCUUAAAGGAAAAGAGAUCAAAAGGUCAACACUGGCUGAACUCUUGGAAUAUAUUAACACAAAUCGUGGAGUAAUUACCGAACCAAUAUACCCAGAAGUUGUUUCAAUGUUCGCUAUCAAUCUUUUUAGAACAAUACCUCCACAAGUCAACCCUACUGGUGAUGCUUUCGAUCCUGAGGAAGAUGAACCAGUUCUCGAACUUGCAUGGCCACAUUUGCAAAUUGUUUACGAAUUUUUCCUUCGAUUCAUUGAGUCCCCUGAUUUCAAUACAAAUAUUGCAAAGAAGUACAUUGAUCCACAAUUUAUAUUGCAAUUAUUGGAAUUAUUUGAUAGUGAAGAUCCGAGGGAACGAGAUUUUUUGAAGACCACCUUACAUCGAAUUUAUGGGAAAUUCUUAAAUUUGCGCGCAUUUAUUCGAAGAUCGAUUAAUAAUGUAUUCUUUCAGUUCAUAUAUGAAACUGAACGUCAUAAUGGUAUCGCCGAAUUGUUAGAAAUUCUUGGAAGUAUCAUUAAUGGCUUUGCAUUACCAUUAAAAGAAGAACACAAAACAUUUUUAACAAAAGUAUUGAUACCCUUACAUAAAGUAAAAUCAUUAACAUUGUAUCAUCCACAACUUGCAUAUUGUGUGGUACAAUUUUUGGAAAAGGAUCCAUCACUAACAGAAGAGGUUAUUUGUGGUUUGUUACGAUAUUGGCCUAAAGUAAAUAGUCCAAAGGAAGUGAUGUUUUUGAAUGAGAUCGAAGAAAUUUUAGAUGUUAUAGAACCACAAGAAUUUGUUAAAAUUCAGGUACCUUUAUUCCAACAAAUUGCUAGAUGUGUAUCAAGUCCACACUUUCAGGUUGCAGAGAGGGCAUUGUAUUAUUGGAAUAAUGAGUACAUUGUUAAUUUGAUAGGUGACAACGUAAACGUCAUUUUGCCAGUAAUGUUUCCAACUUUAUAUCAGAAUUCCAAGGCACACUGGAAUCGAACUAUUCAUGGUUUAGUAUACAAUGCAUUAAAAUUGUUUAUGGAGAUUAAUCCUGCACUAUUUGAUGAGUGUACGGCACAAUAUAAACAAAGUCGUCAAUUAGAAAAGAAAAAAAUGAGAGAACGAGAAGAAACUUGGCAAAGAUUAGAGAGAACAGCUGCACACAAUGCUCAAGGACUUCCGCUACCUUAUGCUAUUGGGACACCUUCGACAUCUUCGAGAACCAAUGUGAAUGACACUUCAACUCACGUCACUUUUGAUUCUGAAGACUUUGUUGAGGAAAAUCGAUCAAGUGGGGAAGAUGAUUCCGGGGGAGAAACCCGUUUCAAUUUAUUCCGGCGUAAAUCUAUUAUACCAGUUGAUGAAUCUGUGUUGUCUGAAUUAUCUCGGCAUCGUAGCUUGGAAGAAGUUCUUAAUGGGCCUCCUGACGGGAAUUAUCCUUCAAGCUCUUAA
Messenger RNA from Diversispora eburnea, 1926 nucleotides. The record is from the annotation of a GenBank genome assembly. Lineage: Eukaryota; Fungi; Glomeromycota; Glomeromycetes; Diversisporales; Diversisporaceae.